CGAUAGCCGUUUUGGAUCAAGGGCACCGUCUGUCAGCCUUCAGCGAGCCGCCGGCCGCCCGAUCUCCCGGACUCGUCGUCAUGAUGCAGCUCGUGCAGAACAAGGAGGCGCGGAAGCGCGCGGGGCGUGCCCUCCGCGACAUGGCCAAGAGGCCCGGUUCAGGGAUCACAGCGGAGAUGGCCCAGGACGAGGAGUACAUCCAGCGGUACAUGACUCUGGCGGCCAGUCUCCCGUCGAGCUCUGGUAGGGUUCAGGCUGCCGACCUCACCAACUACAGUGCCACAGCGAGCUCGUCUACUGAGGUGAUACUUCCUUACUUGGCGCAAUACAAGGUGAAGCUUCCUAAAGUACCGGAGGCGGCCCAGAAAUACUUGGUGGACCCGCGCGGUUUCGCAGACUUGCCCGCGAAUUGUCCGGCCGAUGGCGUGUGGCUUUUUGACAUGCAGGUACGCUACGACAAGGCAGUAGAUAUGCUCGACCUCGGCAUGGGCCUGGCCGAGGUCCGCUUGCGCGCUGGGAACACUAGGACGUUCCGCUUGGGUUCUGGGUCCGCGCCGGCUUUGCCGGACGGGCCGCCCGCCGAGCCGCCGACGGAGGCCGCGCCGCCGACGGAGGCCGCCACGCCGGCGGAGGCCGCGCAGCCGCCGGAGGCCGAGGAGCCCGCGACGGCAAAACGGGCGAGGCGAGAAGUGCGAGAGCGCCCGUCCGAUACCGACCUGCCGGACGAGGUGGUGGCGCUGAAGAUGUUCGGCCAGGCCACGGAGGCGGGUAGAGCGGGGAAGUAUUGGUCGCCUGAUCCUUUCCACACAGACACCGUCGAGCAGGUGAUGUGCAGGUUCACAGAGCACGUGUCGGAGGUGGCCGGCAAAUUUGGGGCGGAGACAUGCAAGACGGCAGAGGCGCCCGAGUACAUGUUCAAGUUCUACGCCGGGGUCACGAAGGUGCUGCUGCAGGGCCCGGUGUAUGAGGACGUGCGCCACUUUGCGAAGCACUUUCGCAAGGCGCAUGGCAUUUGGCCGGCUGUCGUGCCGCAGCUGGCCAUGGGGUUGUGCACCAUAUCCGACAUGGAUUUCGGGAAGCACGUGUCCUUGGACGGCGACGAGAUCAAGCAGAUCCAGGGCGGCAUGAGAUGGUCGGCUUGGGAGGUCUUGAAGGGCAGCCCCUUCUUCUCCAAGUUCACGGCCGACAGGAACAAGGCCCUGGUCCACAAGGUCAAGGGCGCCGAGACGAUGGACCCCGGGACGCGCCAGCAGAUCGUCUCCUCGGUUCUCCAGCAGGCGAAGCGGGCCGAGGGCAGCGACGAGGCGGCCGCCGCCCUCGCCGCGGAGUUGACUUUGGUGUCGACGAUCAUGGGGCCCAUCGGGAAUGGCGACGUGCUGUCGCUGCUCUUCGGGAAGGAUAAGGAGACGGAGCGCAUGGCGGCCUUCGACCGCGUCCGCGAGUGGUUCCCGAGCAAAACCGACGUCCUGGGCACCCAGAUGUUCGCCCGUGUCUCUCCGGACUUCUCUUCGUGGGGGGAGUCGGGCUACUUGGCGUCCGCUCGCUUCGCGUGCGCGGCGGGUCUCGACUUGUCCCUGGUGCCCCACGCCGGCGUCAAAAGCACGUUGCAGAUGUUGAAAAAGUUCAUGGGCUUGCCGGGCGCUGCGGGCCGGCACGGGCAGAACAUCGUGGACGGAGUGUUCCUGGAGCUGUCCGCGAAGAAGUGCGGAUUGGCGAGCUCCCGGGCCCGGCAGGCGGCGCCGAUCCUCCACGAGCCGCGCGCCGCGCUGUACGACGGCAUCCUGCGCGCCGCAGGUCCCGCUUUGCACAAGGCCCUCGCCAAGGCCAAGGACGCCGACGCGCCGUUCGCCCAGGCGCUGAAGGCGUGGGCGGCCGAGGCGCCCGCGACGCCCGCCGCCGAGGCGAGCAAGGAGGCGAGUCCAGCGGCCGCGGCGGCGCCGACCGCCGCGGGCGCCCCGGAGGGCGGCGCGGAGACGAGCCCGGGGGCGGGCGAGACGGCGGGCAAGGGGGCGAGCCCGGCGGCCGCGGCGGCGCCGACCGCGAAGGAGGCCCCGGAGGGCGGCGCGGAGGCGACCCCGGGGGCCACGGCGCCGGCCAAGGGCCCCCCGGGGCCAGCGCCCGGAGCGCUGGCGAAGCCGGCGGCGGACGAGAAGGGCUUCAAGGAGGGCGAUGUGGUCGAGUUCGUGUUGACCAAAAAGGCUUUAAAGGAGGUGUUCGGCGGCCACACCGCCUCCGUGGUCCAGCCCAUGGCCGAUGGCAAGAAGUACAAGGUCAAGCUUCUGUCGGGCAAUGAGAAGGGGGACGCAGUCAAGGGGAGCGUGCACACCUUCACGGUUGGCCAGCUAAAAAAAGUUGCACCGAAGGCCGUCGUCCCGGCUGCUGGCACGAAAAACGUCAUCCCGGCUGCUGGCGCGAAGAACGUCGUCCCGGCUGCUGACGCGAAGAGGGCUUCGGAGGGCGGCGCUGCUGAGCCCGCGGAGAAAAAACCCAAGGUGGACUUGGACAAGUACUUCGGCAAGACGGAAGGGAUCUGCUGAGCGGACGGGGGCUGCUGCUAGCAGCUACUGCUUCUAGAACCACCACCACUACUACGACGACU
Prorocentrum cordatum is the source of this 2599-nucleotide messenger RNA. NCBI's taxonomy places the organism in Eukaryota, Dinophyceae, Prorocentrales, Prorocentraceae. The record is from the annotation of a GenBank genome assembly.